Messenger RNA from Stylophora pistillata, 642 nucleotides. Its product is annotated as BTB/POZ domain-containing protein 6-like. The record is from RefSeq and is a predicted model, not a curated record. Lineage: Eukaryota; Metazoa; Cnidaria; Anthozoa; Scleractinia; Pocilloporidae.
AUGGAGUUCCUACGAUACAUUUACACCGAGGAAGUUCGCUUAAAUGGGGACAAUAUUUUACAGUUACUCUAUUUGGCAGAGAAAUACAUGAUUCCCUCGCUGACCAACCGCAGCGUUUUAUUCUUGCGAGACCAUCUGGAUUCAAGUAACAUCUUUUGUGUCUUGAAACACUCUAAGUUAAUUGAAAAUAAGUCUCUCUGGCGCUCCUGUUGGAAAUUUAUAGAUAAAGAAGCCAAAGAUGUUUUGGAAUCAAGCGAGUUCUUGGAAAUGGAUCGAUCAGACUUGAUUGAAUUGGUGAAAAGGAACACACUGAACGUCAAGGAAGUCGAAUUGUUCACUGCCAUCAAUAAGUGGGCGGCAAACCAAUGUAAAAAGCUCGGGCUUUGCGCUACAAUAGAACGCCGUCAAGUCCUUGGAGAUGACAUCAUAGACAACUUGAGGUUUCCAGUUAUGGAAGAAAACGAAUUUAAUGUUGUCAAAAGCACCAAUCUGUUAACAAAGGAAGAAACACAGGAAGUUUUGAACAACUUCGCUGACAGCAGAUGGCCAACUCGGUUUUUGCGACAUGAGAGGCAAUAUGACCCUUCAUCUCAAAGAAGAACUCUUUACCACAGGGGGCAGAUAUGGGAUAUCUAUGAUUAA